AUGUCCUCCUCCGACGACAACGACCAAAACCCUCCUCCUCCCACCGGCCUCGAAACCACCUUCUCCCGCCUCCUCUCCCGCCGCCGCUCCCGCUCCCUCCUCCGGCGCCUCACCACCGCUCCCCCCGGCACCGUCGACUUCUCCUCCAACGACUACCUCUCCCUCUCCACCCACCCCGAAAUCCGACGCACCUUCCUCUCCCUCCUCCAAGCAGUACCCGACCCCACAACCACCACCACAUCCAGCACUCCCCCCACUGCCCUAGCACCAUCACCUCCUCCUCCUCCUCCCCCCAUCGGCUCCCGCGGCUCCCGCCUCCUCGACGGCAACACCCCGCUCGCCACCCGCCUCGAAUCCCUCAUCGCCGCCCACCACCGCGCCCCGGCCGGCCUGCUCUUCAACAGCGGUUUCGACGCCAACGCCGGCUUCUUCUCCUGCGUGCCGCAAUCCGGAUCGUCCUCGUCGGCAUCGGGCGCGGCGGGUGCGGCGGGUGGCGGCGACUACAUCGUGUACGACGAAUUCAUCCACGCGAGCGUGCACGACGGGAUGCGGUUGUCGCGGGUGCCGGCGGGGCGGCGGGUGGCGUUUGCGCAUAAUUCGGUGGCGGGGCUGCGGGGGGUGCUGGAGGGGAUUGUGGGGGAAAAAGAUGGCGGCGAGGGGGAGAGGGUGCGGCGGGGGGAGGCGAAUGUGUUUGUGGCGGUGGAGGCGGUGUAUAGCAUGGAUGGGGACGUGGCGCCGUUGCGGGAGAUGCUGGAUGUGGUGGAGGAGGUGUUGCCGGCGGGGAACGGGUACGUCGUUGUGGACGAGGCGCACGCGGCGGGCGUGUUUGGGGAGGAAGGGAGGGGGUUGGCGUGCGAGGUCGGGGUGGAGAGGAGGGUGUUUGCGCGGGUGGUGACGUUUGGGAAGGCGUUGGGGAGUCAGGGUGCGAUAAUCCUCUGCACCCCCCUCACCCGCUCCUACCUCAUCAACUACGCCCGCCCCCUCAUAUACACCACCGCCCUCUCCCACCCCUCCCUCGCCAGCAUCCUCGCAACCUACACCUUCCUCACCGCCGGCAAAACCGCUCCACUCCUAACCCACCUCCACACCCUAACCCGCCACCUCCACGCCCUCCUCACGCGCCUCAUAUCCCACCACCACCACCACCACCCCGGCGGCCGCCGCCGUCCCCUCCUCGCCCUCUCUCCGCUCCCCACCACCACGCUCGCCCCUUCCCCCAUCCUGCCCAUCUUCACGCCCCACCCGCGCCACCUCGCCGCUUGCUGCCAACGCGCGGGAUACACGGUCCGCGCGAUAGUGGCGCCGACGGUGCCGCGGGGGCAGGAGAGGGUGCGGGUGUGUCUGCAUGCGGGGAACACGCUGGAGGAGGUGGAGGGGCUGGUGGGGGUCGUGGGGCGGUGGGUGGGGGAGAGAUGCAAAGAGUUGGAGGGAGGGGAGGGAGGGAGGCGGGAAGGGGAGGGAGGCGGCGCGGCGGUGGUGGUGGCGGAGGACAGGGUCGUUUUGGAGAAGGCGAGGUUGUGA
Messenger RNA from Diplodia corticola, 1521 nucleotides. Its product is annotated as 8-amino-7-oxononanoate synthase. The transcript has 3 exons. The record is from RefSeq and is a predicted model, not a curated record. Bases 1 to 1521 code for a protein of 506 amino acids. NCBI's taxonomy places the organism in Eukaryota, Fungi, Ascomycota, Dothideomycetes, Botryosphaeriales, Botryosphaeriaceae. Gene Ontology annotation, molecular function: pyridoxal phosphate binding. Gene Ontology annotation, biological process: biosynthetic process.